AUGCCCUUAGCAAAUAGUGCUUCCACAUUUAUGAUCUACCAUUGCAUUUUUGGCUUCACCAUUCCCACAGCCAUGACGCUGGUCCAGGUGCGAUUUCCAGACCAAAAUCUCUUCCACGCAAACCCUAUACUCAUGCUGCUUAUGCUGUGUAGCGUCGUUACCUAUUCCUUGGCCUUCAGCCUCGAGCUGCUUCUCCUCAGUCUUAGGGUCAAUGUCAGAGCCACUCCUCAUGUUCGCAAUUGGUCCAUUGCGUCCGGCUCAGUCUCACUUGCUUCAGUCUUGGGCCUUCUCUUGUCUCCACCCUCUUCCUGGCCCUGGCUGCCUCUGCUUCUCUGCUUCUUGCUGCUCACUCUGCUCGCUUUCGCCCUCAAACUGGUUCCUCUUGUGCAUCAACUCCUUUCUCGGUUCAGCCGCGCCACCGCAGCAGCCGCCGCUUGA
This is a messenger RNA of Prunus armeniaca (apricot), 438 nucleotides long. Lineage: Eukaryota; Viridiplantae; Streptophyta; Magnoliopsida; Rosales; Rosaceae. The record is from the annotation of a GenBank genome assembly.